GGCAGUGUAGUGUACACAGAAGCUGUAUUAAAAAUAGAAAAUUAGUGUUAUUAUUCGUAAUAAAUCCGAAUUAAACUAUGUCAGGCACAUCCCGUCUCUGUUAGCGUCCGAUCCUCGCGCAGUGUCCCUCCAACCAUGUUGAACGUGCACAAAUUAUGGCUCGUGUCAUGCCUAUGUGUUAUUGCAAUCGUAAUUUUAUAUUUCCAGACAGAAAUAGCCCGUUUAGAAGACAGUUAUCGUCGUCUGGAAUACAAGAUCUCGCAGUCGCACGUAGAUUCGCGUCAGUUUUUCCCGAAAACUGUGCCGAAUGACGGUGAAGACUUGGUAGUGAUAUACAAUAGGGUGCCGAAGACUGGUUCGACGAGUUUCGUGGGUGUAGCAUACGAUCUGUGCAAGAAAAACCAUUUCAAAGUGCUGCAUAUAAACAUAACUGCUAAUAUGCAUGUUAUGUCUUUGAACAACCAGUACAAGUUUGCGCAGAACGUCACAAAGUGGCAGGAGGUCAAGCCAGCCCUGUACCAUGGCCACAUGGCGUUUCUCAACUUUGAGAGGUUGGGGACCACCUCAAAGCCUGUGUACAUAAAUCUAAUCAGGCGGCCGCUAGACCGAUUGGUCUCCUACUAUUACUUCUUGCGAAAUGGAGACAACUUCAGACCACAUCUUGUUAGGAAGAAACAUGGAGAUAAGAUGACAUUUGACGAGUGCGUGGAGCGCGGCCAGCCGGAUUGCGAUCCUAAUAAUAUGUGGCUGCAGGUGCCAUUUUUCUGUGGCCAUGCCGCUCAAUGCUGGAAACCAGGCAAUCGCUGGGCUCUAGAACAAGCGAAACACAAUCUCAUGAACCACUACCUCCUAGUCGGGGUCACCGAAGAAAUGCUCGACUUCAUAACAGUGCUCGAAGCCACCCUACCCCGCCUCUUCAAAGGUGCCACCGAACACUACCUUAACAGCAACAAGUCACAUCUGCGACAAACUAGUUCCAAAAUAGAACCCACUAAAAAAACCAUAGACACAAUACAAAAGUCUACAGUUUGGAAAAUGGAGAACGAGCUAUACGAAUUCGCGAUCGAACAUUUCAAAUUUGUUAAAAGAAAAAUAUUGUUGCGUGAAACGAAUAGCGUCGACCAGAUAUUUUUUUAUGAGAAAAUUCGACCGAAAUGAAAGUAAGAGUUGUGUUAUAGUUCAAUUUCUCUUGUCUUCAGACAUAUUUAUAUUUGACGGCGGCGUUUAAAAGACUUGCAGUGAAGAUAUUAUGAGAGGAGUGGCUUCUGGAUUUGUGCGGCCGCAAUGGUAAUUUGUGCUUUAAUUAGUACAGUUAAAAGUAUUAAAUAUAGAUACGGACAAUAUGUCAAAGAUAUACACCCUGUUUUUAUUGAAUUCCGUUAACUUUAAG
This is a messenger RNA of Leguminivora glycinivorella, 1390 nucleotides long. It is a transcript of the gene Hs2st, whose product is annotated as heparin sulfate O-sulfotransferase. Lineage: Eukaryota; Metazoa; Arthropoda; Insecta; Lepidoptera; Tortricidae. The transcript has 5 exons. The record is from RefSeq and is a predicted model, not a curated record. The coding region runs from base 136 to 1158 and encodes 340 amino acids. Gene Ontology annotation, cellular component: membrane. Gene Ontology annotation, molecular function: heparan sulfate 2-sulfotransferase activity.